This is a messenger RNA of Salvia miltiorrhiza (redroot sage), 1192 nucleotides long. RefSeq names its product universal stress protein PHOS34-like. The transcript has 2 exons. The record is from RefSeq and is a predicted model, not a curated record. Lineage: Eukaryota; Viridiplantae; Streptophyta; Magnoliopsida; Lamiales; Lamiaceae. Bases 74 to 841 code for a protein of 255 amino acids.
UUCUCUCCCAAUCUCCCAAAACCGUUUUCCCCCAAAUUCACAACCCCCAAAAAAAACCUAAUCUCCGACGAUCAUGGCUUCGCCGCCGGCCACCGCCGCCAAACCCGCCGAUCCGCCCAAAAUCCACAUCCAGCCCGUCCAGGUGAACACCUCCUCGCCGCGAUUCCCCCCUCCGCCCGUCACCCCGAACUCCAUCUACGCCGCCUCCUCCCCCUCCCUCCGCCGCAUCGCGAUCGCGGUGGACCUCAGCGACGAGAGCGCCUUCGCGGUGAAGUGGGCGGCGGAGAACUACAUCCGCCCCGGGGACACCGUGAUCCUCCUCCACGUGCGCUCCACCUCCGUCCUCUACGGCGCCGACUGGGGCUCCUCCACCCCCACCACCGCCGGCGCGGGCGGCGGAUCCAGCAAUCCGUUCACGAAAUCGCCCCCCGCGCCGGGCGCGGCGGCGUCUCCGCGGCAGAUGGAGGAGGAGUACGACCAGCUGACGGCGAAGAAGGCGAGCAACCUGGCGCAGCCGCUCGUGGAGGCGCACGUGCCGGUGAAGAUCCACAUCGUGAAGGACCACGACAUGAAGGAGCGGCUGUGCCUGGAGGUGGAGCGGCUGGCGCUCAGCGCCGUCAUCAUGGGCAGCCGCGGCAUCGGCGCCACGGCGAGGGGCAGGAGCAAGGGCAAGCUCGGCAGCGUCAGCGACUACUGCGUGCAGCACUGCGCCUGCCCCGUCGUCGUCGUCAGGUAUAAGCAGGACGACGACGACGCGGCGCCGGGAGAGAAGGAGAGAGAGAGGGAGAGAGGAGAGAGAGACGACGAGUUCCACGACGCCAAUGAUCAACUCACCAAGUGAUCAUCAAAAGUUAGUUGGAGUUCUACUCUCAGCAGAAGUUGAGAAUGAUCGAGUUUAGAUUUUUUUUUUGCUUCAAAUGCUAAAAGUGUGUUUCAUAGAAGUGAUAGAAAAAUGUCUUGAAGAAAUUUGGAGCUUCAAAAAUAUAUUUUUUUCGCUCAUAAAGGAACUCUUUGAUUUUAAAGCCAAUACCAUCCGGAAUAUAAGCCAUUUCCAAAUUUUAUCUUAUAAUUUCGUUUUGUGUUUAUACGCUUCAACAAUCAUUCAAAUUUUAAAUUUGGCCACUGAAUUUUGAGAUGAUUUGUACUUUGAUGAAUAUUAUCAAAUCUAUUGAGUUAGUUUGUUAUUGUGAUU